CUUUCUUGCUACUAGUAACGCUGGCCAUGGAGUUCUAUGGAGAUUAUUUUCAUGCACCGGCGCCGGCCGGAAGCCUCUUCUCCCUUCGGUUUGGAAAAGAUGGGAAGAAAAUGAGGUUGCAGAAGGCGGCGGCAGGGAACCAAAAGGGAGACAACGAUGAAACUGUGCAUAAAAUUGAGGUCGUGGAAGAUGGUAAUUUUGGAGAAAGUUACACGUUACUUCAUGAUCAUCAUUUGGGCAGCUCCGGUGAAUUUUCAGUCCACAAAUCAGUAGCUUCUCAUCAUAUGGUACCGACGACGGGAAAUGUGAUUGAUUGACGUUCUUGUAUAAAUUUUAUCAAAUCAUAAAGGAAUAAGACUCAAUACAUGAUUUCCAAAUCAUUUCCA
Molecule: messenger RNA, 386 nt
Organism: Linum tenue
Lineage: Eukaryota; Viridiplantae; Streptophyta; Magnoliopsida; Malpighiales; Linaceae
Source: the annotation of a GenBank genome assembly